UUUGCCUCUAAUUUGGAAAACUGCGAAUGAGACUAUUUGCUUCUUAAAAUUAUGUUAUACCCUGCAGGUGCCCAGGAGUACUUUGGAAAAUGUGUUUUCAUAAGUUUAUGUUUAAAGCAUGUGGCAGGGAUAAAACAACAUCUAAAAAAAAUGGCGGUCUCUGUAUAUUGUGGAUUUUGACGUAUCGCGGGUGAGUUAAUAAACGGGGUUCCACUCCAAUCCAAAUGACAACGGAUGCAGUUCAGUAAGUGGUACGCUUCGCAACUUUUGACAAUUGGGUAGCGGAUGUUGAGAUAUUUCCAGCAGAGCCCAAAAGUGACUGGCUGAACGAUGAAUGAGCAAAACGAGCGUGACGUGGCGUCUCCAGCAGGGAGGGAAAUUAGCAUAAUGUGGCAGGAGCGUGUCAGCUUUCACAACAGGGGAUAUCGGAAGCCCACAGCAACCAUUUACGAUACCGACAUAAACGUGCAGCAAUGGAAAGACUUUUAGCAAACGCAUGCUGCCGUUUAUUGUUGUUGUGCUCCGGGACAGGCCGCGACGGGGGUCCGGUCCGCGCCCGGCCCAAUUACGCGGCCGUUAGGACCACGCCGGGAUCAUCUGCGAAGCGACGGAGCAGGAAAUGAGCCGGCUGCCCGCAGGAUACGCCUGGCCGGGCCUCGCUGUCGCCGCUGACAAAGAUACAACACGGAAUCGACUGAUGUGAUAUCACUACCAGCCACUUUUCAAGAAGUUCAAAACAAGAGAGAUAGCCUUUGAACACUUACUGUAGGCAUCAUAUUUUUCAAACUUAAUAACACAUUCAGAGUACCUUAUUUAGAAACUGAGGAUGAACAUGAUAAAAUAAAUCUAGUGUUAAGUGAACUCCCAUUUAUCGUCAUGGGAAAAGUGUUCCAGAAGCACCCGCAAGAGAGAGACGUAUUAAAAAUGAUGCUAAUAAAAAUGGAUAGUUUUACCCUUUCAACAAACUUUAAACACAUUUCAACUUAUUGAAACACACUUUUGAAAUAUUGUUAGCAUCUGUUCUCAUUCUCUGGCUGCUAUGAGAUGGCAGACUAUCGUAUAACAUCACUUUAAGGAAAUGAAAAGAAGACUCGUGCUUGCUGAGUUCAACAAAUUUGAGGCAAUGUGUGCUUGCGCUAAGCUGUUUAUUUGUCUCACCCAGUUGAAGUGUAAAGUAAACACCCACUAUAUCGCAGUUCACACUUCGCGGUCCUGCUAUUUCGCCUUUUUUUAUUUUUAUUGCGCAAUACACCCCUCCCAUUCUGUUUAAAUGUGUGUGUAUUGUUUUAAAAGUGUGUUUGCAGACCCUAAAACAAUUUCAACUAAAAAAAAAAUAAAAAAUCAUAUUUCUAGACCAUGGAUAUUCACCUAUCGCAGGGGUGUCUGAAACAUAACCCCCCAUGAUGGAGGAUUACUGUACUUAAAAACACAUAUUUAAAACAAAAUAGAAUUAAACAUUGUAUAUUUACAAGACAAACGUGUUCAACCAAAUCAUAUAGCAAUAGUUUCGUCCAACAAAAGUCAACUAUUUUAAUGCUAACAUAUAAUGGGAAACGUCAUCGAGGGGCUAAUGGACAAAAGCAAAGAUGUCAAACAAACGCUACUCAACAAACGGGGGAACCACACACACACACACAAACAGAGCAUAGAACAAAACAUUUUCUCUGCUAUGUGGAGAUUGAACUGGAGAUUAGUUGGGGACCUUCUCUGCCUCUUCUUCUUGCUAUUAUUUACAUUGCAUGUCUUCCAAUAGAGCUCAGUGCUGCCAGGCAUGUUGUGGUGGAACGUGGUACUACACCAAAGGCGUACAACUCUAAAUUUGGAUUUGCCGAACGAUCGCUUGAAAAUCUGCGGGGAUUCACUGUAAUCGAGUCUUGUGAAUAAGGAGGAAAGUCUGUGUGUACAUGCGUGUGUUUGUGUGCGUGUUUGUGUGUGUGUGCGUGCGUGCGCGCAUGUGUGUGUGUGAGAGACUUGUGGCUGUGUAACAGGAGCAUUCUGGAUGAGGUCACGGCCCGCUGCGCCGCCGCCCACAAACAUGGCCGUCUGUGGAGCGGACGAACUUUCAAAUGAGGCUACGAACGCCACUUAACCCUCUUUGAUGUGGAAAACGGAGCAGAGGGUGCAACGUCCUGCAUGAAAUGUCAUCAAUCCAAAAUCUGCAAACACUCUUGCCACCAGCCCCAAAAGAUCAUCUCUCCUCAAAAUGUUUCCACAAUCCGGGAGGUCGAUCGUCUUCGACAACUUUCCGGACCCCGGCGACACUUGGGAGAUCGUGGAGACCAUCGGCAAGGGGACCUACGGCAAAGUGUACAAGGUGCUCAGCAAGGUGGACGGCAGCAAAGCGGCCGUGAAGGUUUUGGAUCCAAUUCAUGAUAUCGACGAGGAGAUCGAGGCCGAGUACAACAUCCUCAAGGCUCUUUCCGACCACGCCAACGUUGUCAAGUUCUACGGAAUGUUCUACAAGAAGGACGCGAAAUGUGGAGAUCAGCUGUGGCUAGUGUUGGAGCUGUGCAACGGCGGCUCCGUGACGGAUUUGGCCAAAGGCUUGUUGAGGAGGGGCGAGCGCGUGGACGAAGCCAUCGUUGCCUUCAUCCUGCAUCAGGCCCUCAUGGGCCUCCAGCACCUGCACGUGAACAAAACCAUCCACAGGGACGUCAAAGGCAACAACAUCCUGCUGACCACGCACGGAGGCAUCAAACUGGUCGACUUCGGUGUUUCGGCCCAGCUGACAAACACUCGCCUGAGGAGGAACACGUCGGUGGGAACGCCCUUCUGGAUGGCGCCGGAGGUGAUAGCGUGCGAGCAGCAGCUGGACUCCACCUACGACGCCCGCUGCGACGUUUGGUCCCUGGGCAUCACCGCCAUCGAGCUGGGCGACGGAGACCCGCCCCUCUCAGAGCUCCAUCCAAUGAGAGCCCUCUUCAAAAUUCCCCGAAAUCCUCCGCCGACCCUCCAGCAGCCCGAGUUGUGGUCCGACGACUUUAACGACUUCAUCUGCAAGUGUCUCAUCAAGGACUUCGAGCUGCGACCGAACGUGUUGGACCUCCUCCAGCACGUCUUCAUCAGACAGACUGUCGGGAAGGAGAAAAUGCUGCAGAAACAACUCGUUGAACUUAUUGAUCUCAACCAGCAAAUAGGAGUCAUGGAGAAGACCAGCCAUCAUGGAAAAACAGACAGAGGCCGAGACAGUAACGACAGGCAUGAACGCAUCCACACCAAAAAAGGAAGCAACAUGAAGAUGGAGCGGGAUGAGGGCGACGAUCUCGCCGCUUUGGAAGUCCUCGACGAGGACUCGGUCAGCGAGCAACUGCAGGAGCGCUACGGCAGGGAUCAGAUCUACACCUACGUAGGCGACAUCCUCGUCGCCGUCAAUCCUUUCCACAAAAUGCACAUCUACGCUCCUCAGUACAGUAAAAUGUACGUGGGCGCAAAGCGGACGGCCAAUCCUCCGCACAUCUUCGCUGUGGCCGACAUCGCCUACCAAUCCAUGGUGUCGUACAACUCCGAUCAGUGCAUCGUGAUCAGCGGCGAGAGUGGAGCAGGGAAAACGGAAAGCGCUCACCUGCUCGUGCAGCAGCUCACCGUCUUGGGCAAGGCCAAUAACCAGUCCCUCCAGGAGAAGAUCCUGCUGGUCAACAGCCUGGUGGAGGCCUUCGGCAACGCCUGCACAGCCAUCAACGACAAUUCCAGUCGCUUCGGCAAGUACCUGGAAAUGAAGUUCAGCGCUAGAGGGACGGUGGUGGGCGCCAAGAUAUCCGAGUACCUACUGGAGAAGUCCAGAGUCAUCCACCAAGCCGCGGGGGAGAAGAACUUCCACAUCUUCUACUACAUCUACGCUGGCCUGGCUGACAGGAAGAAGCUUGCCCACUACAAGCUCUCCGACAGCAAAACGCCUAAGUAUCUGUGUAACGAGCACAUUAAACUGGGCCCCGACAUUGUGAGCAACACCGCCUACAAGGAGCACUUUGACGCAGUGGAGCAGUGUUUCAAAGUCAUCGGAUUCUCCCUGGAGGAGCUGGGCAGCGUGUACAGCACGCUGGCGGCCAUCCUCAACGCGGGCGACAUCGAGUUCUCGGCGGUGGUGUCGGAGCACCAGACGGACAAGAGCGACAUUGACAACAUGACCGUCCUGGAAAACGUGGCGUCGUUACUGCGCAUCCGCUCCGACGAGCUCCAGGAAGCCUUGACCUCCCACUGCGUGGUGGCCCGGGGCGAGACCAUCGUGCGGCCCAACACGGUGGACAAGGCGGCGGAGGUGAGGGACGCCACCGGCAAGGCGCUGUACGGCCGCCUAUUCAACUGGAUCGUCAACCGCAUCAACGCGCUGCUGCGGCCCGACGGCCGCCUCGGAGAGGACGACAAGGGCUUGAACAUCGGCAUCCUGGACAUCUUCGGCUUCGAGAACUUCAAGAGGAACUCCUUCGAGCAGCUGUGCAUCAACAUCGCCAACGAGCAGAUCCAGUUUUACUUCAACCAGCACAUCUUCGCCUGGGAGCAGGAUGAGUACCUGAACGAGGACGUGGACGCUCGCGUGAUCGAGUACGAGGACAACCGGCCGCUGCUGGACUUGUUCCUGCAGAAGCCCAUGGGCAUGCUGUCGCUCCUGGACGAGGAGAGUCGCUUCCCGCAGGCCACCGAUCAGACGCUCAUCGAGAAAUUUCAAGAUAACCUGAAGACCAAAAGCUUCUGGAGACCAAAGAGGAUCGACCUCGGAUUUGGUAUUCACCACUAUGCUGGAAAGGUGAUCUACAACGCCGCCGGUUUCCUUGCCAAGAAUCGAGACACGCUGUCGGCAGACAUUGUCCUUCUGCUGAGGUCCUCAGAGAACGAGCUCGUUCGCAAACUUGUCACCCACCCCCUCACCAAAACGGGCAACCUCGCCCACACCAAAGGCAAAGCUGUCACCACGCUCCCCACCCCGCGCACCCCCACGCGCACCCUCACCUUCGCCAAGAUGGGAGUGCUUACCUUGUACAGUUCCUUUACUUUCACUGAGUUUUACAGUCGACAUCAGCUGGAAGUGAAAAAUAAACAGCCUGACCCUGUUGACGCAGACACGCCGUACCAUCCUCGAGAAACCACCAACAUGAGAACGCAGACAGUGGCGGCCUACUUCAGAUACUCCCUGAUGGAUCUGCUGUCUAAGAUGGUGUCGGGGCAGCCCCACUUCGUGCGAUGCAUCAAACCCAACAACGACAGGCAACCCAACAAGUUCGACCGGGAGAAGGUUCUGGUCCAGCUGCGCUACACGGGAAUCCUAGAGACGGCUAAGAUCCGCCGGCAGGGCUACUCGCACCGCGUCCCGUUUGCCAAUUUCCUCAAGAGGUAUCACAUUGUGGCGUUCCACGCUGACGAGGAGCCCGCGGUGACUCCUGAGACGUGCAGUAUUAUCCUGGAGAAAGCCAAGCUGGAGAACUGGGCCAUGGGGAAGACAAAGGUUUUCCUCAAGUACUAUCACGUGGAACAUCUGAAUCUGAUGGUGCAGCAGGCCACGCAGCGCAUCGUGCUUCUGCAGGCUUGUGUCCGAGGCUGGCUGGGCUCCCGACGCUACCGUAGGCUGCUGAAGGCGCGAGAACAAAGUGCUCUUGUGCUGCAGUCCGCUUACAGAGGCUAUAAAGUGCGAAAGAGUGUCGGCGAGGACAAGAACAAGAAGCGGGAAGCCUUCGUCGUCCAGUUUCAAGCUGGUGGGAGCCACGACGAGGACGGUCGCCGUCGAAAUGACACCGAGGUUGUGAGUGGAAUGACUUCUGAUGCGUUGUCUUUGUCAGUCUGCAGGGGCUUUCUUGCAAAGAAGAUGUACAAGGAGUUGGUGGAGGAGAAGCACAGAGCGGCCUGCAAGAUUCAGGCGCACUACCGAGGGCACAAGGACAGGAAGCGUUUCAAAAGAAAACGAGAAGCCGUGGAGAAGGAGAAAGCAGAAAAAGCUCUGACCGUCACUCAGGAGAAGCCGCCUGAGCCGGACCAGAACGCCACCGAGGAGGAUUUUCCAGCUUCCAACGACAAAACCCGAACCGAAGAAGAGGAAACCAAGGCUGCCGUAAUCUUGCAGAGCAACUUCCGAGGCUACCAGGAUAGAAAGAAGUUUAAGGCGAGAAAGAAGACCAUGGCUGGAGCUGAGCUGCAGCCGCCGUCCAUGCCACUGUUGGAAGCGGAAUGUGAACAAGAAGAAGGAGGGCCGAAGAGCCCCGAGGAUGAGGAAGAAGAUACGUACGAAGCAGAGGAGAAUGAAGACAGCGAUCACACGCAGGUGCCAGAAGACGAAGAGAACACCGACACCGUGGUAGAUGAGCCGGCGGUUGGUUUCGGGGAAGAAGUCCCGCCUGAAGAUUUCGCAGACUUGUCAAAUUUGCAGGAGGAAACCAAAGCUGCCGUGGUCCUCCGGAGUAACUUCCGAGGGCACGACGAGAGGACGAGGCUCCGGGAGGACGCCAAAAGAAACCUGAACGACCCAAAUGAACAGGAAGCUUCAGAGGAAGACGACAUGGAGCAGGACAGUGGCGACCCGGAGGAGACCAAAGAAGCCGUGGUCCUUCAGAGUAAGUUGAGGGGCCACAAGGAACGCAAACGACUUGAAGAGGAAGGGAAGAUCCCUGGCAGGAGGACACGAGAACUCAGAGACGAGCCAGAAUCCUGCGAGGAUCGAGAAGUGCUGGAUGAAGAAGAAACAAACGAGGAACUUCUAUCUCCAAACGAUGUGGAGCUCGAAUUGGCAGAGGUGGCGGCGGACGCCUCUGACGUUGUGCUGGAAUGUGAAGAUGAGAAACGGGAGGAAGAAGAGGCUGCGCUGAAGAUCCAAAGUAACUUCAGAGGCUACAAGCAGCGCAAGAAGAUGAAGGCCAGCAAGCAGGCGGCGCAGGAGGAAGCCGAGCAGCUAGAGAGCUUCUCCAUACAGAUCGCCGAGACCUCUCACAACUUUGUGGCCCUGCAGCAGAAGUUGACGGAGAUUAUCCAGGCCCAUCAGUCAAACCCGGAGAGGAACGGCAUGUUUGUCAAGGAGAAAGCCAUCAACGGCUUCGCUCCCCAGAUGCAAAAAUCGCCCGACAAGAGAUUGUCGCGGCCCCCCCGCCGCACCCUGCAGCCAAAGACCCUCAACACCCCCGAGGACUCCACCUACUACACAUUGAUCCAUCGUUCCGUCCAGGAUGACAAACGCAAGCCCAGGAAAGAAGAUCCAGGGAAACUAGUGGACGUGGACCAGCACUACUACCAGGCUUUGCCCACCAGCAGAUGCGCGCCCGCUUCGGCCUCCGAGGGGACUUCAUCUCAAAGCAGCGUCCGGCGCAGGUUGUCCGAGGACCGGAGACCAGAACCUGCGGAGAACAGACAGCCAGAAGAAUACAAGCCAGAGUCCAAACCUGCCAAACACACCAGUCAGUCGGUUCCCAGAACGCCGUCUGCCGCCACUCGCACCGACAACAACCCGUACGACUUCAGGCACCUGCUGAGGAAGACCUCGCAAAGACGAAGGCUCAUCAGACAGUACCGAGCAAAGGACUGACCUUGUUGCUUUUUAUCAAACAAUGCUGACCAGUGACAAUCUUCGCACUUACAACGGACCAAUGAGAGCUUUGUAGACAAGCUGAACACACCUGUGAAUAAUAAAUGAGCUUUAUUUUUUAAAUGGCUGUAAAUAAAAGCUAUGCAAUUUA
Molecule: messenger RNA, 7649 nt
Organism: Phyllopteryx taeniolatus (common seadragon)
Lineage: Eukaryota; Metazoa; Chordata; Actinopteri; Syngnathiformes; Syngnathidae
Gene: myo3a
Product: myosin IIIA
Exons: 38
Coding region: 2204-7498 (1764 amino acids)
Biological process (GO): protein phosphorylation
Cellular component (GO): myosin complex
Molecular function (GO): protein kinase activity; protein binding; ATP binding
Source: RefSeq, a predicted model, not a curated record